CGCCGCGAAGCCCGGAGCCUCUGGUACCCAGGGUAGUGACUUGUAAGUGUGAAGGAGCUCUCUUCUACGCUUUGCCUGCCUUCGUGUCUGCCUGUGUUUGUUACUGAGUGUAGACCUGGGUCGAGUAACGCAAUGCCCAAAUAUAGACCUGACUUAAAAUAGAAUUUAGUGUCAUUAGAAAAAAAUACCAAGAUGGCGGCGUACAGAGGGAAAGAGAAAGUUGACCGUUCAAAUCCUUUUUCGGACGAGAUGGAGGACGACUUCGAACAUGUAAAUCUUAACAGUAUUCAACAACAAAUACGAAUUGCACAGGAGCGAAGUUUGGAUAGCACCAAAAGAUCUUUAGCUUUAAUCGAUGAUUCACACGAUGUGGCGAUAAAAACUGCUGAAGAAUUGCAAUACCAAGGGGAGCAACUCGAUCGAACGGAGAAAAAUCUGGAUCACAUUCAUAACGAUAUGGCAGUUGCCAAUAGAAAUAUAAAAUCUAUGAAAAGCAUUUGGGGAACUAUGACGAAUUAUUUCAAAAAAGCACCCAAGCAAACGGUUACAGAAAACGAAAAUAAAAGCAGUCAUGUUUCGCAUAUGCUGGGAAAAGAAUCUUGCGAGUUCAGUACGAGUGACGCGGAGAGAGAAACUUACGGAUACGGCAACAAACCUGCUCGGCCCCACGAUACAUCUAGCCUACAGAGGAGCGGAUUAACCACAAGUAAGGAUCCAUACGAAAGACAACUGGACGCUAACUUGGACCUCAUGGCACGGGGUUUGUCCCGGCUGAAGGAAGAUGCGCUGUGUUUGGGAGGUGAAAUAGAAAGACAGAAUACACAACUCGACAGGAUCACGGAUAAAGCCGAAAGAGCUGAUUUCAAAAUCGACAAAGCUCGUAAAGACAUCAAGAAAAUGUUAUAGAUUCUUUGUAUUAUUAUUAUUGCCAUAAGAAAAGAUAUUAUUGUUGAAACCCUCGAUAACACAAACCCCCAAGUGUCAAACAAUUCGAGUUAACGAGAAUUUAAAGUUCCCCAAGUAAACAUUACCAAAAAUAAGUCUCAGGGAAUUUGUAGUCAGUUCGAAUAAGGGGUAGUUCAAGUUAUUUGAGUUCUACUGCAGGCUUUCUAGGAAUCUUCAAAUACUAUGCUUUUUCCAUAGGAUUGCCCCCCCCCUCAGCCAAUCCUGGGUAUCGCCUGUACUGUACCUUCAAUUUAUAAUCAUGUUUAAGUGAAAACAAUCUCGCAAAAAAGAACAAUGAAGAAAUGCCCAGAUUCAGAGAACAGAUGUGAAUUUUUAUUGAUUCUUGUUUUUUUUUAGAGCUUUAUGCACGAUGCUCUUUGCUGCUCAAAAAGGUUUUGAGCUGGCAUAGAGCAGUAUGAUAUCACAACAAUGCACUUUCUAAAAUCUAUUACAAUUUUGGGACAGUAAAAAAAAUAUUGCUAGUUUUGAUGUGUGAUGUAAUGCUACAAUGCAAUGAAGCCCAAGCAAACUGCAAUAGGGAUUUCCAUGCAAAAAUAAAAAUCUUGUUACUUUGGAGGAAUAAGCACAUGCUUGUUGGUAUGUCCUGCUUGAUUCACCCUGCUAGACUGUUUUUGGAGUUUUUGCAUUUCUGUGUUGCGUGAAAAAAAGUGGGAGAAGAAAAGAUCCUCCUCACCUUUUCACAUACCACAGGAAUCCUGAAACUUCGUAAACAGUAAUUUCUGAAUUAACCCACUAGAGAUCAGGCUAUGCUUCACUCAAUGAUUGACAUCUCCUUCUAGAGAGCUCAAGUAGGGACUUCGAUUUCAAAGCCUUUCUCUGAACUGACCAAAAUAAACCAUAUUUGGGGGGUGGGGGUACACACACUCCCCUGUUGUUCAUUCACCUGUAUAUCAUUGAUAAAUAGAAAUAAAAUCAAGACCUGAAGGGUUAUAUGGACAAUAACGAGGAGAGAUUUGUGAAUUAUCUCUACCUAUAUAAAACCAACAAUAAAGCUUUCCAUCCCAAA
Messenger RNA from Nematostella vectensis (starlet sea anemone), 1972 nucleotides. Its product is annotated as synaptosomal-associated protein 29. The record is from RefSeq and is a predicted model, not a curated record. Gene Ontology annotation, cellular component: plasma membrane; SNARE complex. Gene Ontology annotation, molecular function: SNAP receptor activity; syntaxin binding. Lineage: Eukaryota; Metazoa; Cnidaria; Anthozoa; Actiniaria; Edwardsiidae. The transcript has a single exon. Gene Ontology annotation, biological process: synaptic vesicle priming; exocytosis; synaptic vesicle fusion to presynaptic active zone membrane. Bases 193 to 906 code for a protein of 237 amino acids.